AUGAAGGUGAAAGCUGACAGAGAUGAGUCCUCACCUUAUGCUGCUCAAGAUGUCGCUCAGCGUUGCAAGGAACUUGGAAUCACUGCGAUGCAUGUGAAGCUCCGUGCCACUGGUGGUAACAAGACCAAGACCCCUGGCCCUGGUGCUCAGUCUGCACUCAGAGCCCUUGCCCAUUCUGGCAUGAAGAUUGGUCGCAUGCAUUGGUAA
This is a messenger RNA of Eruca vesicaria subsp. sativa (arugula), 207 nucleotides long. The record is from the annotation of a GenBank genome assembly. NCBI's taxonomy places the organism in Eukaryota, Viridiplantae, Streptophyta, Magnoliopsida, Brassicales, Brassicaceae.